UGUGUGUGUUUUUCUCGGAGGAAAAUUCGUCGUAAAAGCGGUAGUGUUUCGAAAGACAAUCCCCGCGGUAGUGUUCACGCCGGUCGCGCGCAAAGUGCCGUUCAGCCAGUUUCGUUCCGGGACACCCGAAGCGUGCCCCGUCGGAAAGCCGUCAAAAUAAAGCCCCAGGCAGAGCAGGACCAGCAGCAGCAGGCGGAAGAGCGGACGGAAAGAGAAAGUGUGUCGUCCUCGUCGGACACAUCGUCAUCGUCUACUUCCGCCGUUGCGCUGCACCCGCUGCCGGACGCGGACAUUUCCGAGCAGCAACAACUGGAAUUGCACCUGCAGCAAGGUUGUUCGUCAGCAGGUGCCCUGCCGUCUCUAGAGCAACAACAGCAACAGCAACAACAAGUAGGUCUGCUUCUAGCGGUUGUAGAAAACGACGACGUAGUUUCUUGCGGGGAGCGGGGAACUGACUCAGCCGCAGAACGGUCCCCACCGAUCGAGGAGGCAGCGGCAGCGGAAGUAAACGCGACCACUUUCGACGGUAAACCGGACGCGUCCGGCGGUGGUAAUUACUGCAAUAGCAGCAGCAGCUGCAGCGGCGGCAGUGUCAACGACAGCACCAGACAAGGAUCGCGAUCAUCUCCCGCGAAAGAUACAAUGCCGGUAAAGGUAGACAUUGUGCCGCCUCCGCCGAACAAUUCCAAGCAGCUGGGCGUUACCAAGUCGCUGCUCUACAAUGGAUCCAAGUUUAGAGGGUUCCAGAAGUCGAAGGGAAAUUCGUACGAGGUGGAAGUGGUGCUGCAGCAUGUAGACGAAGCAAAUUCCUACCUGUGCGGAUAUCUGAAAAUCACCGGCUUGACGUUCGAGUUCCCAACGCUGACCACCUUCUUCGAUGGGGAGAUAAUUUCCAAGAAGUAUCCCUUUCUCACGCGCAAAUGGGAUGCCGACGAGGACGUUGAUCGGAAGCAUUUUGGAAAAUUUGCCGCCUUUGUUGACUAUCAGAAAAAUUUCAAUUCGGACGACUUCGACUACGAUGCCCUGCAGAAAAGUGACUACGUUUUUAUGAGAUGGAAAGAGCACUUUUUGGUACCUGAUCACAAGAUAACGGACAUAAAUGGGGCUUCGUUUGCCGGGUUCUACUAUAUCUGCUUUCAAAAGUCGCAGGCGGUGAUGGAAGGCUACUACUAUCACCGAUCCUCCGAAUGGUACCAAUCGCUUACGCUGGAGCACGUGCCGGAAUCAUGCAUCCAGAUCUACGAAUUUAGAUAAAUCUAAAAAACUAAUCCUCAGUAACCAGUGUAGGCUAGAGAGCAUUAGCCGGCGCGCCGGCCGUGUGCACCGCAGCAGACUCGAAAAACGAAAAAAAAAACAACAGCAACAUGCGUUCCCUUUUUUCCCCUGCCCCCACCCGCUUCGGUAGAGACAGUCACCGAUACCGGAACUUAAAUUUAUUUGUUUUUAACACCUAUAACGAUGUUAUCUAAGCUAAUACUUUUUCGACAUUGCGAGAUAACAAUUUAUUAUUUAGUAAGCAAAACAAAUCAGCUUAGACAGAGUAGGCCGAGAACCGAAUCGAGUACCCGAAUCAGAACAACAACGGUAACAACGAUAUUAUAAAUUGAACGUCUAAAAAGAAAACUUAAAAAUCAUUUCAAAUGAUUCUGUGCCAUCUUCCCACGCUUGGUGACAGACACAGACUUACUAGCUACACACAAACACACACACACACAUUUACCUAACCGUAGAAAGUGACACAAAUCCAACUGACCGCUACCAGAUGGUAGUCGAUUGUUAUUUUUCCUCUGUUUAAGGUCGAUUCGAUAAACCCAUAUACAGCAACAAUCAAUAGUUUAUUGUUACGAACCAAGCUUUUGGUCGUCAGAAUCAAAUAAAAUGCAAACAAACCGAAAGUUUUACAGCAAAUAGCACAGAAUGAAAUCUGUCACAUUCAAACUGCAAUAGAAUGAGGAGAGUUAAUUAACGCAUUAUCUGAACGAUUUCGACACACACACACAAUCGACAUACGCAACACACAGAACAGCAACAAUUAUAUUAUCCACAAAAUUAAGCAAAAAAAAAAGAAAACACGUUGAACAUUAGUGGUUAGGACAGUUAAGUAAUGCAAAUAUUUUCUAUUUUCAUGAUAAAGUAACAAGUAACAAAACAAGUAAUAACAAAAAAAAAAAAAUAGGAAACAAAAAACGAAGAAAACGUUAGCAAUGGGUUGAGUUUCAGAAGCCUACCUUCCCCGGCGCCCGGGCCGCCGGUCACUACUUACCCAGCGUAGAGGUACGCUUAAUGUUCGUUUUUGAAUCUAUUAUUUAAAAAAACCUUCAACGUGAAAAAUGCCAUUUUUUUAUCUUACGGAAUAUUUAAUAGAAGGACGCGGAGGGUUCAAAAUUUAAUUUUAGGAUUUGUUUACAAACAGACAUCCGAUUGUGAUCAGCAAAAAGCUCCCGAAAAAUUAUACGAAUAGCACCGCCUACUACUUAUUUUCAAACCCUUCAUCCCAGUUGUCAAAAUUACAAAAAAAAAAACGCAAUAGAAGUGGGCUACAACCGUUGCAUUAGGGGGAAGAAACCUCACUCAUUCAUUUCGUUUUUGUUUGUGCGCUAAAUAUUUGUAUACAAUGGAAUGUUUCUGGCCAGCUCAGAGAGCCCGCUGGCGUCAGUUUUUGCGCGGCAUUAUUAUGAUAUUAGUAGGCAAUAGUACUAAACCGUACCGUACGUACUGCAUAUAGUUGUACUUUUCCAUCUUUAGCAAGUUUGGGUCCGAAACUCGUAAUUACUUGACAUUUGAAGAAAUACAUAUUAUAUGGAUAAAUAUAUAUAUAUAUUUUCAAUAAAAA
Molecule: messenger RNA, 2833 nt
Organism: Sabethes cyaneus
Lineage: Eukaryota; Metazoa; Arthropoda; Insecta; Diptera; Culicidae
Product: glucose-induced degradation protein 4 homolog
Exons: 5
Coding region: 643-1254 (203 amino acids)
Biological process (GO): protein targeting to vacuole; proteasome-mediated ubiquitin-dependent protein catabolic process; negative regulation of gluconeogenesis
Cellular component (GO): extrinsic component of membrane; GID complex
Source: RefSeq, a predicted model, not a curated record